UAGUCCGGAAGUAGAUUCACCAUCCCACUUCCGCUUCCUGUGCCGCAGCGGCUGUUUCAAACCCCGAAGUUUGCGUGUUUUUAAGAAGAAUCCGCGGUUGUGCAGAGAACAUGAUCGACGCGGACGAAGUCGCUCGGUUGUGCUACGAGCGUUUCGAGCGGCUGCCCCGGAGAGGGAAGCCCGAGCCGGGCAGAGAGUGGACCCUGCUGGCCGCGGUGGUGAAGGCUCAGCGGGGUCGCAGCUCCGCCGCAGCUGGGCUGGAGGUGGUUUCCAUGGGAACCGGGACCAAGUGCAUCGGUCAGGCAGCCAUGAGCCCCAGAGGCGACGUUCUCAAUGACAGCCAUGCAGAGGUCAUAGCCAGGAGAGGCUGCAUCAGGUAUCUGAUGGAGGAGCUGCAGGAGGCCGUCAGCGGUCGGAGCAGCGCUGUGUUCCGUCCGUCUGAUCAGCGAGGAAAAUGGACGCUCCAGCCCGGCGUUUCCUUCGUCUUCUUUACCAGCCACACUCCCUGCGGCGAUGCCUCCAUCAUCCCGGUGACUCACGGCCUCCAGGCCUGCCAGGCUCAGCCCUGCGAUCCCGUCACUCCGGUGGGACGGACGGAUGCAGGAAGUUCCCUGAAAAGAAAAGCUGAAGAACCGGAAGGACCAAACUCAAAGAUUACUCAUGUGGAGGAGCAGCAGACCAGAGGAGGAGGCUCUGAAAACCGCCAUGAGGCUGAGCAUCAAGCCGAGCCGCAGGCCGGAACCAGAACUCCGUCUGAGCCGCAGGCCGGAACCAGAACUCCAUCUGAGCCGCAGGCCGGAACCAGAACUCCAUCUGAGCCGCAGGCCGGAACCAGAACUCCAUCUGAGCCGCAGACCGGCAGCGUGGAGGAGCGCCCUCAGGUCCCAGAUGUUCACCGGACGGGGGCCAAGUGUGUCCCCGGCGGGCCGGCCGAUCCCCGGCUGCCGGGCUCGCGGUACCACAGCACCGGGCUGCUGCGGGUGAAGCCCGGAAGAGGAGAGCCCACCCUGUCCCUCUGCUGCAGCGACAAGCUGUGCCGCUGGGGGGUGCUGGGCUUCCAGGGAGCGUUGCUGUCUCACUACCUGCAGGAGGCGCUGUACUUCAGCACCCUGGUGGUGGGUCGGUGUCCGUACAGCGCCGAGGCUCUGCACCGAGCUGUGAUUGACAGGUGCGCUCACGUAUCAGAACUCCCGUCUGGGUUCUCUUUAUGUUCCCCCGUUCUGCUGCAGUCCAGCCUGGAGUUCCCCUUCAGCCAGAACCGGGCCCGGCUUCAACACCGACCCGGACAGGGGCGCAUCUCCCCCUGUGGAGCAGCCAUCAGCUGGUGUCAUGUGACCCAGCAGCCUCUAGAUGUCACUGCCAACGGCUUCAAACACGGAGUCACCAGGAAGGAGCUGAACACGCCAGCAGCCAGGUCUCGUCUGUGUAAGCUGGAGCUGUUCCAUUCUUUCCUGACUCUGGUGAAAGCCACCGACCCCUCAUCACUGCCCGACUCUCUCAGGACGGCGGAGCUGGAAACCUACUGGGACUACAAGCAGGCGUCCCAGUCGUACCAGCAGGCCUGGCUGCAGCUGCGCAGACAGGCCUUCCCUCUGUGGCCGCGCGCAGACAGAUCUCUUCUUCUCUUCCAAUAAAGCUGAGUGCUCAACAGGAAGAAGGCGUUCAGGAUGUAAAGCAGCUCUGCCUCAUCAUAAAAGUCUGUAAACGUUGAAUAAACGACUGAAGUCUC
This is a messenger RNA of Oryzias melastigma (Indian medaka), 1729 nucleotides long. It is a transcript of the gene adat1, whose product is annotated as adenosine deaminase tRNA specific 1. The record is from RefSeq and is a predicted model, not a curated record. Gene Ontology annotation, biological process: RNA processing. NCBI's taxonomy places the organism in Eukaryota, Metazoa, Chordata, Actinopteri, Beloniformes, Adrianichthyidae. The coding region runs from base 111 to 1634 and encodes 507 amino acids. Gene Ontology annotation, molecular function: adenosine deaminase activity; RNA binding. The transcript is spliced from 9 exons.